GGCGGGUGCGUCGAGCUCGCAGCGGAACCAAGAUGGCGGCGUGUGGACGUGUACUGAGACUGUUCCGCUCGUCGGCGGUGCUGCAGCUAGUGCUGCUGCUCGCGGCUGUCGGGGCCCAGAAAUUCCUGGGUCAGGGCAGCCACAGCCAGGGGCAGGGUGCAGGGGCCAACUUUGUUCCUUUUGUCGGGCAGGCUGGAGGCGGUGGCCCAGUGGGUCAGCAGCAGCCCCAGGUACCUCAGUCAUUGCAGUUUCAGCAACAACAGCAGCAGCAACAACAACAGCAACAACAGCAACAACAGCAGCCUCCUCAGCCUCCGCAACCGCCUUUCCCAGCGGGUGGGCCUUCGGCCCGGCGGGGCGGAGCGGGGCCCGGCGGGGCUGGUGGGAGCUGGAAGCUGGCGGAGGAAGAGUCCUGCAGGGAGGACGUGACCCGGGUGUGCCCCAAGCACACCUGGAGCAACAACCUGGCGGUGCUCGAGUGCCUGCAGGACGUGAGGGAGCCUGAAAAUGAAAUUUCUUCAGAUUGCAAUCAUUUGUUGUGGAAUUACAAACUGAACCUGACUACUGAUCCCAAAUUUGAAUCUGUGGCCAGAGAGGUUUGCAAAUCAACCAUAUCAGAGAUUAAAGAAUGUGCUGAUGAACCAGUUGGAAAAGGUUACAUGGUUUCCUGCUUGGUGGAUCAUCGAGGCAACAUCACUGAGUAUCAGUGUCACCAGUACAUUACCAAGAUGACGGCCAUAAUUUUCAGUGAUUACCGUUUAAUUUGUGGCUUCAUGGAUGACUGCAAAAAUGACAUCAACAUUCUGAAAUGUGGAAGCAUUCGACUUGGUGAAAAGGAUGCACAUUCACAAGGUGAAGUGGUGUCGUGCUUGGAGAAAGGCCUCGUGAAGGAGGCAGAAGAAAAAGAACCCAAGAUUCAGGUCUCUGAACUCUGUAAGAAAGCCAUUCUCCGGGUGGCUGAGCUGUCCUCAGACGACUUUCAUCUAGACCGGCAUUUAUAUUUUGCUUGUCGAGAUGAUCGUGAGCGGUUUUGUGAAAAUACACAAGCUGGUGAAGGCAGAGUGUAUAAAUGCCUCUUCAACCAUAAAUUUGAAGAAUCCAUGAGUGAAAAGUGUCGGGAAGCACUGACAACCCGCCAGAAGCUGAUUGCCCAGGAUUAUAAAGUCAGCUAUUCACUGGCCAAAUCAUGCAAGAGUGACUUGAAGAAGUACCGGUGCAAUGUGGAGAACCUUCCUCGGUCCCGGGAAGCCAGACUCUCCUACCUUCUCAUGUGCCUGGAGUCAGCUGUGCACAGAGGGCGACAAGUGAGCAGUGAGUGCCAAGGGGAGAUGUUGGAUUACCGACGUAUGCUGAUGGAAGACUUCUCCUUGAGCCCUGAGAUCAUCCUGAGCUGUCGAGGGGAGAUCGAACACCACUGUUCUGGGUUACAUCGGAAAGGGCGAACCCUGCACUGUCUGAUGAAAGUGGUUCGAGGGGAGAAGGGGAACCUGGGGAUGAAUUGCCAGCAGGCGCUUCAAACACUGAUUCAGGAGACGGACCCAGGUGCAGAUUACCGCAUUGACCGUGCUUUGAAUGAAGCUUGUGAAUCUGUAAUACAGACAGCCUGCAAACACAUACGAUCGGGAGACCCAAUGAUCCUCUCGUGCCUGAUGGAACAUCUCUACACAGAGAAGAUGGUAGAAGAUUGUGAGCAUCGUCUCCUGGAGCUGCAGUAUUUCAUCUCCCGGGACUGGAAGCUGGACCCAGUGUUGUACCGCAAAUGCCAGGGAGAUGCUUCGCGGCUGUGCCACACCCACGGUUGGAACGAGACCAGCGAGCUCAUGCCCCCCGGCGCCGUCUUCUCCUGUCUGUAUAGACACGCCUAUCGCACCGAGGAGCAGGGACGGAGGCUCUCUCGGGAGUGCCGAGCUGAAGUCCAAAGGAUCCUGCACCAGCGAGCCAUGGAUGUGAAGCUGGACCCUGCCCUCCAGGAUAAGUGCCUCAUAGAUCUGGGGAAGUGGUGUAGUGAGAAAACAGAGACUGGGCAGGAGCUUGAGUGCCUCCAGGACCAUCUGGAUGACUUGGCCGUGGAAUGCAGAGACAUAGUGGGCAACCUCACCGAGCUGGAGUCAGAGGAUAUUCAAAUAGAAGCCUUGCUGAUGAGAGCCUGCGAGCCCAUCAUUCAGAACUUUUGCCACGAUGUGGCAGACAACCAGAUAGACUCUGGGGACCUGAUGGAGUGUCUGAUACAGAAUAAGCACCAGAAGGACAUGAACGAGAAGUGUGCCAUCGGAGUCACCCACUUCCAGCUGGUGCAGAUGAAGGAUUUUCGGUUCUCUUACAAGUUCAAAAUGGCCUGUAAGGAGGAUGUGUUGAAACUUUGCCCCAACAUAAAAAAGAAGGUGGAUGUGGUCAUCUGCCUGAGCACCACCGUGCGCAACGAUACUCUGCAGGAAGCCAAGGAGCACAGAGUGUCCCUGAAGUGCCGAAAGCAGCUCCGCGUGGAGGAGCUGGAGAUGACAGAGGACAUCCGUCUGGAGCCAGAUCUCUAUGAAGCCUGCAAGAGUGACAUCCGGAACCACUGUUCCACUGUGCAGUAUGGCAAUGCUCAGAUUAUUGAAUGUCUAAAAGAAAACAAGAAGCAACUGAGUACCCGCUGUCACCAGAAAGUAUUUAAGCUGCAGGAGACAGAGAUGAUGGACCCGGAACUGGACUAUACACUCAUGCGAGUGUGCAAGCAGAUGAUAAAGAGGUUCUGCCCAGAAGCAGAUUCUAAAACCAUGUUACAGUGCUUGAAGCAAAAUAAAAACAGUGAAUUGAUGGAUCCCAAGUGCAAACAGAUGAUAACCAAGCGCCAAAUCACCCAGAACACAGAUUACCGCUUAAACCCUGUGCUGAGGAAAGCCUGUAAAGCUGACAUUCCAAAAUUCUGUCAUGGCAUCCUGACCAAGGCCAAGGACGAUUCAGAGCUAGAAGGCCAAGUCAUCUCUUGCCUCAAGCUGCGAUAUGCUGACCAGCGGCUCUCUUCAGACUGUGAGGACCAGAUCCGGAUUAUCAUCCAGGAGUCGGCACUAGAUUACCGCCUCGACCCUCAGCUCCAGCUCCAUUGCUCAGAUGAGAUUGCCAGUCUCUGUGCUGAGGAAGCAGCAGCCCAGGAGCAGACAGGUCAAGUGGAGGAGUGUCUCAAGGUCAACCUGCUCAAGAUCAAAACGGAAAUGUGUAAAAAGGAAGUGUUAAACAUGCUGAAGGAAAGCAAGGCAGACAUCUUUGUGGACCCCGUUCUUCACACCGCGUGUGCCCUGGACAUCAAACACCACUGUGCGGCCAUCACCCCUGGCCGUGGGCGCCAGAUGUCCUGCCUGAUGGAGGCCCUGGAGGAUAAACGGGUACGGUUACAACCCGAGUGCAAAAAGCGCCUCAAUGACCGGAUUGAAAUGUGGAGUUAUGCAGCAAAGGUGGCCCCAGCAGAUGGCUUCUCUGACCUUGCCAUGCAAGUGAUGACAUCACCAUCAAAGAACUACAUCCUGUCUGUGAUCAGUGGGAGCAUCUGCAUAUUGUUCCUGAUCGGUCUGAUGUGUGGACGGAUCACCAAACGAGUGACACGAGAACUCAAGGACAGGUAGAGCUGCCUUGAGCACCAAAGGAACUCCCUGCCCAGUGCCCCGUUUGUACAGCCUUCCUGUAUAGUGUACCCUCUUACCUCGCCCUUCUAAGAGGUGGCACCAACACCCACGAUAGAGCAGCAGCAGGUGCCCUCUGCAUUGUCCCAUCCAGACUUGGCCAUGCCCACGGUGUCUUCUUCCUCCACCGCUGCCAUCGCCAUCUGUGCAGUGUCCACAGCUGGCCACUUUGGUGGUUGCCUUGUUGGCGAACUUGGGUUACCUGCCUGUAGACAAGUCUCUCUCCUACAGCAGAACUACCAUUUCUUCCAGAACCAACUCACCUGACCUGCAACUCAUGCUUUUGUAAAAAAACUACCAAAAAAAAGGAAAGAAAUUUUUAAAGAAAGAAAAAAAAAUGUAUAUAAUAACACAUCUCCUCCAGGCUUGACUUGGGCAGCAGGGUUGUUUCUUCCAUGUAGCUUCGUCAGAUAAAGGCAGGAACUUGAGAAGACCCAUACGCCCAGUACGCAGUCACUGAGAUGUCUGGCUUGUCUCCCAGCAGCAUCUUCAGGCCAUGCCAGGCCUGGGACUUCACUGGGUAGUGGGAAGCCACUAACCAGCCUGAUUUGGGUCCUGUUUGCUUCCAGUUGUCACUGAAAAUGAGCCACUGCUGAUCACAGUCCCACAGCCAUGGGUAUUUCUGUGAUCUCCUUACCACAGUGCGGUAAGGUGUUCGCCUCCCUGAGCUGAGGGCAAGUGAGCUGGGGUCAGCUCAGGAGUCUGAAGUGGGACCGUCCUGCCGAGGAUCUGCGGGGUGACCGGAUUCAGAGUGUGCAGGCAGCAGGAGCCAUCACCUUCCUCCCCAGGAUGGUGUGGGACUGUCCAGCAAGGUCGCCCCAACUGAGGGGCCAUUGCUUUCGAAGUUCUCUGCCACCAGGAGAGGAUCCUGCGAGACAGGGUGAAAAGCGCAAGGGUCUGACCCACGUGGCUUUAUUUUCCAGCUACAGUACAGACCAGAGCCAGUGGCUGGUGGAGAUUUAGUGUGGUCUUGGGAGUAACUGGUGCCCCGCCUGGCCACCCCGCACGCUCCAGGCAGAUCCCCAGACAGGCUCCUUUGUGCUCACAUGGAGGGCAUGGUGAGUGGUGGCAUUAAAAGAUGGAGGAUUGUCUCCGUUCUUCUCUGUCCAUUUGCUGCACCCUGGUGCUGCACGCACCCUGGGAGGCACUAGCUAAGUGCAGUAUUUUGGUGACGCCUGGACAUUCUGGAAUCCGAGCUUUAUAGGGGCACUGUUCGUGGCCACGCUCCUUGUCCCUCCAGGGUGGAGACGACAGGUUUGGGGCACAGGAGGGGGAGCCUGGGCAUCGAAGUUCAGCCUGGCCACCUUUGGUUGCGUUGUGGCAGUGGCGUGACAGUGGCUGCGCGGGAGGGCAGCAUGUACAGUAGGAGAUAUAUUUAUAUAAUAUAUAUUUUAUUAACCUGUUAAAUGUCCACGGAGUAUUAUAAAUCAUGUGCCUAAACCUGGCCCUGUAGACCCAGGCCCAUCGCAGCACCUCUCCUCCUCCUAGGCCCUGGGUGCAGCCCAUGAAUGCCAGCACCUACCGGAGCGGCAUCUGUCUUCCCUGAAGUCUGUCCCCUACAGGCUGCGUCCAUUGCAGAUCUGUCGACCCAGAUGCUCCUCGUCUAACCUGACUGAUGUACCUUUGAAUACUGUGGUUUUCUUCUUUCUUUUCUUUCCUUUGUCUUUUUUGCUGCCUUUCCUAGAGGCAGUGGGUUCCAGAAGCCAGCUGUAUGUCCCCAGCCUAGGGUAAUGCAAGUCACCAAGAAAAGCUGCUAAGCCACCUGGUCCCUCAGGGUCCUGCUCUAGGGUCUUCCUGAUUCGCAGCAGUUGUCCUGGGAGUCUUCAGUCUCAUGAGACUUGAAACGCUGCAGUGUGAGCACCAUGCUAGCCCGCACGCUCUACAGACUGAGCUGAGCUGGCCUGGGGGGCCCCUCCCUCUCUGGGGCUACCCAUCAAGGGGCGCCAGGCACCAUGGAUGCAGCCAAUGUUACAGCAGUGUGCUUUUCGGGAUAUGAUUCUUGUUUCCUUGGGUGGGGAGUGUCACUCCCGGUAAAGCAUCCUUGUGGUUCUGAUGCGCCUCUAUAUUUGUAUUCUUCUGAACUGACAGGAAAUCCCCUUAGUAGUCUGCAGCAGAUUUGAAGGUUAAAUGAACUUGGUUCAUGAAACAUUUGUCAUAUUUAGAAGUAGACUAGAAAGGAUAACUCUGCUGGUAUCUGGAGUUGCUUGUUACAAGAAAGUAUGCACCAUCCUCUUGCGAGUGUUUUCCUAUGACUGGAAAGGUCUUGAGCAAAUUUUCCUAAAUCCAGGGGAUCCAGCAUCAUCUGCAUUGGCAGCCCCAUCCCACUCAUCCUACACCUCAUUUGGCAUCACAGAGCAGGUUCUGGGCCACCUGGGUCCCUGGCCUCAUAGGUCAGUCGAGGUCAUAAAUCAGCAGUCGGGAACUAGUCAGGAGCCGAUGGUGGGGUUUGGCCUUAUGCAUCCCGGAUAAGAAUACACCUUUCAGGUAGGAUUUGGGCCACAGCCAAAGCUCCAGGUACUUGCUAAAAAUUACAACGGCCAGGUCACUGGCCUUGCCAGCUUAUACCAGUACCUCAGAGAGUAGACUUAGUGCUCCACCUCCCUCCAAGGAUCCGGAAGCCUGACACCAGGGCUGGAGGUGCUGUGUAUGGCAGGGGCCGUCAGAGAUCCGGACAGAAUCCCAUAGACAGGACUAACUGCUCCCUGUCAUGGGACUCCCCCCACAGAAGGGCCCACUCCGUGAGUGAUCGAUCUACCAUUAUCUACUGUGGUGCAUCCCUGGAGUUCUCUGCCAUCGCUCCUGCCCCAUGAUAGAUCUUUUGGUAAGAUCUGCUGACAGCAGAGCCAUACCAAAGGCUGAGGUCUGUGCCUCUGGUGCUCUGCAUUCCUGGGAGACCUAUGGCUGCCACUCCCAGGCCUGGUUUGUGGAUCUAGCCGGGCUGUCUGAGCCAAUAAGUGUGUCCUUAGAAGUAAGGGGAACUCUAGGGCAAGCGAUGAGUUAGUAUUUAAUGAGCAGGUGUUGACAGGAACUUGCUACAGCUACCUUGGCUGCGCUGUCUCAUUCUGUGCUUGCCCUCCUGGGAUACAGUGAAAAACUUGGGUGGGGAGGACACUUUCCUAGAAGAUACAACAGAAAGUCACUGUCAGAUUUCAUGUCUUCCUGUUUCCUGAGGUCAAAUGAAGAAGAAUCCAAUGGCAAGGACAUUGCCAUUUGCAUUUUAUCAGACAUAUUGGGAAUAUUGUAGUUCAAGGCCUUUGACCUUCCCAAGAGGAGAUGUACCAUUGUGUACAUUGUGACUUCUGGAACUGUCCAUCCUUUCCACCUUCAGGCUUGUGCUACCACUUCUGUCCUAAAAAUCCCCGUAAAGAGUCAUUGAUGACGAGAGAGCUUCCUGGGCCUCCUUUCCUGGCUGGUCUCAAGUCCUCUUAAGAAAAGGUUCCCUCCCCAUUCCCGAAAACACCUUUCUCCACGUGCACCCAUCUCAGUAUGUGAGGCAGGUGGGGGAGGACACGCAGGCCCUUGGAAGUCAGCCCAGCGUGGCACCAGCACCCUAAAUUGUGCCGUAGAACCACGAGAAGAAUGUGGUUUUAUGGAACAUGUGCAUUUCAGUAUGUUUACUUGGAUUUCAGCUUCUUAUGAGGUGGAAACAUCUCAAAGCUCAGAAUGCCUCCUCAGAUUCCUUGCCAUGUGAGCACUCCUGAGUGAUUUUUAUAACAUGUGGUACCGGGCACCUUAGGGGUCUGUCUCCCAGCUCACCUCUCCACUGCUUGGCUUUGGCUCCCAAGGUGUCCCAGGCCAGAUCUGACACACCAGCCUCCCCUCCUUCCAUUUGUCUUGGGUCUGCCACCCGUAACCACACUCCACCUUGGACCCUCCACCAGGGAGGGCCAGGAUCGCAUGUCAGGGCAGUCUGGUCUAAGUCAGAUUCCCUUCCCUCCCAGGCCUCAGAGAACAGGUGAGUGGGCUUCAGGGUGACACAUUCCCCUGAGCCAUCCGUGAGACUGCUGCAGGGACACAGAAAAGGGACUGUCACCCAGGGCACAAAGAUGAGGUUGAUGGUGACAGCACCACAGCGGGGAGCCCUUCCCUGCCCCACUGGCCCGGGCACCUUGAUCCUGCCCUGGAGAGCUCUUCACAGGCAAGGAGGAAGUGCGGACCGCUUCUUUGUGUUGCAUUGGCCAUUCCCCUCACAUAGGCCUGGCCCCUGCAUCCCAGAGCCCAGACGGCCUCCUGCCAGGUGGUAGAACAGCUCUCCAGGUUCGUCCUGGCAGGAAAAUGGGCUGCAUAUUAGUGCCGUGUGAGAUCUGGGGCCUCUUACUUGUUUUUUGGUUUUGGGGUUUUUUUUGAAAGAAAGAAAAAAAGUACAAUUAAGCCUCUUUUGUAAAUGGGUUUCCUUUUUAUGUAUAAAAUCCUGGCAGUUCCUUGUUUUUACAUGUUCAUGCUGUGUAAUUUUGAGAUGUUACUGAGAUUCUGAACAUAAUGUGCAUUUUUUUCUGUACAGAUGAAAUGGGAGAAUUUAAUAAAGAGUUUGCAGGUUUGUACUUGUUAAA
This is a messenger RNA of Heterocephalus glaber (naked mole-rat), 8209 nucleotides long. RefSeq names its product golgi glycoprotein 1 (gene Glg1). Lineage: Eukaryota; Metazoa; Chordata; Mammalia; Rodentia; Bathyergidae. Gene Ontology annotation, molecular function: fibroblast growth factor binding. The record is from RefSeq and is a predicted model, not a curated record. Gene Ontology annotation, cellular component: Golgi membrane.